This is a messenger RNA of Macrosteles quadrilineatus (aster leafhopper), 6286 nucleotides long. RefSeq names its product HEAT repeat-containing protein 1. Gene Ontology annotation, cellular component: t-UTP complex; 90S preribosome; small-subunit processome. The transcript has 30 exons. Gene Ontology annotation, biological process: positive regulation of transcription by RNA polymerase I; maturation of SSU-rRNA from tricistronic rRNA transcript (SSU-rRNA, 5.8S rRNA, LSU-rRNA). Gene Ontology annotation, molecular function: snoRNA binding. The coding region runs from base 240 to 6242 and encodes 2000 amino acids. Lineage: Eukaryota; Metazoa; Arthropoda; Insecta; Hemiptera; Cicadellidae. The record is from RefSeq and is a predicted model, not a curated record.
UGUUAGUGUUAUGUUUAUAAAUUAUUUAAGGUUAUUGUAAUCGUAAUGUUAUGACAACAUAUUUUAUAACUUAAGUUAUUAUAAAGCAGUACCAAUAAGUACACGUAUUUUGUUCUUAAGCAAAUUUAAAUACUACAAAGGGUUAAAAAUACAUAAGUAGGCCUAAGUAGCCUUAAUCAAAUUAGGAGUCAACAUAAGCAGAGGUUAGGUUAUUAUUGUGUCUUGGAGAGGUCAACACCAUGGCUGGCACUUCCCUUGCGGAGCAAUUGAAGAGACUAGCAGCUCCUCAAACCUCAAUUCUUGUGCAUACAAAGAAGAAGCAGUCUUUAUUGUUUGACCCUAAAGAUGCAGCAGACAUCGAUCGAGCAACAUUUUAUGAAAUAGGAACAAAUGGAUUAGAAGAGCUGAAAGCAAUAGACCCUCGACUAGGAGAGUUUGAGAGAACAUUGUUUGAUGAGACAAGUCAACAUUUGGAACGUGCUGUAGAGGAUAAGCUUGCUAAUGAUAAGCUUGACAAUCUUAUCAAUAGGUUUCUCAUUCUGCUGUCUCCUUAUGUGAACCUGAAAGGAGCCCAGAAAACAUUAGAAUGGCUUAUACAAAGAUAUCACAUCCAUCAAUACAACACAGACAGUGUUGUAGCGCUCUUUUUACCUUAUCACGACACAAACAUUUUUGCGAGAAUGGUCCAAAUUUUGCCCCUUCAUGAUAAGGGAAGUCGAUGGGUUUGGCUGGAGUCCUUGAAGAAGGAAGGAAUUCCAAUGUCAAAACAGUUUUUGCUCUCUCGGGCUUCCUCUGAUCCUUCUUUCUUCAAAUUUAUCUGCAAUCUUCCACUGCAGGCAGUGCAGGUACAUGGAGAAAAAAGCUACUGUUUGACAACUCUGUUUGCUUUUUACUGUACAACAGUGAUAGGUGCUUUGGAUCAGUCUCUUCAGGUUUCUGAGGUUCAAGUAACUCAUUUGCUACCGUCACUGAUCGCUGGGCUCAGUUCCUCCCAUUUGGAUUUCACUGCUUCAUCCUACAUGAUUCUCGGGCACCUGGUCACCAAGAUUCAUCUCACUGCUGGCAUAUUCAAUGAGCUGUUCUAUAAAGUUGCCAAAAGUAAUCAACCAGGACUCCGCAGCGAGGCAGCUCUGGUCCUUGUGGUAAUGUCCCAGUGUGGUCAACUGGCUGCAGCAUUGCCAACCGUUGUGCAUCUCGCGUCGUCCGACUGGUUCUUUCCUGCUCUCACAGACCUGGCAGCUUCAGGAGUCGUUGUCUUCCCAUUGGUCAAAGCCUUUGUCUCCGAAUGUCUGACGGCUGUAAAAAACACAGACAACGAUCAACUACAACUGCAGGACUUUGUGUCCAAAAUGCUGGAGAAUCUGUCAUUCAGCGGGGAUGAAGCAGGCAGUUUGUUCAAGCUGUUCGCAGAGAAACCUCUCACAGGCAAUAAAUGGUUCCAUAACACAGUUCAUCAGCUGGAGAAAUCCUAUCCGGAAGCAUUCGACAAAAUUGUGAAAACAAAUUCCAACUUGAUCUCCAUUGUCCCUGGUCUGUCCGAAAAGAAUGACCUGUUCCAAAAACUGAACCAUCCGUCAUCCAAAGUGCGACUGGAAGCAAUUCAGUACAUCAAAUCUCACCAGGAAUUCCUGAAGGAAGAAUGGGUGCAAGAAACUCUUUCUUCUCGAUUGUCUGAUGAAAGCUCAAAAGUUGUAAAAGCAGCACUGGAUUUGGCUAAUUGUUUACCUAAAGAUCAGCUAUUAAAUCAGCUGAUCAAGGUAGUUACUCACAGCUGGCUCAACAACAAGUUCCUUGGACCAGUAGCGCUUGACAGACUCAUGAAUAUGGCCGUAGACUCUUCGUUGAUCCUCAUUCUGACAAUUCCUUUUUUGCUCCCAUCGGGGGAAAAGGGUUUGGCAGUUGCCAAAGAGAUGCUGAACUGCCCAGUAAUGAAGAAAUUGUCAGUUUUAAAACCCAUAUUGAAGAAUCUUGAAAAAUCUGGAGAUAAUGUAACAGAAACAGAUUUCUCCAGGGAAGUGUUCAGUAUUCUCCAAACGGGUGUUAAAACUGUUGAUCUGGAGGCAGUGCUCAAGUCUGGGAAACAGUUGGAGUCUUAUGGUGUUGUUUACCAGCUGAUCAUUUUGCUGUUGGUAGCUGAAGCAAUGCCAAAGAAAUGUGGCUCAGAAGAAGCUCAAAACUUUCUCCAACUGUUAAAAACCUUCAACAGUUCUUCCAAGAUCAGUGCAAAGGUGAAAGAACAAUUGAGUGAGGAUAGUAUCGCAGCUAUUGUAUCAGUUUGUAAAGAAGGAAAAGCUCCUUAUCAAGGCGGUUUGUACGCUCUUGCCAAGAUAAUCGACAAAUUAAAGUCACCUGCUUUUAAAGGGAAACAUAUUUACGAUGUAGGCGAGCCGUCUAUUGCUGUUAUUGUGGACAUUUUCCGAUUGGUAGUAGAGAUGAUUGGAACAAAAAACAAACGCAUCUCAGAAGCAUAUUCAGAAUUUUGUAACUACAUGUUUAGGAAGUGCUGUGAGGGUGUGGAAGAUCAGAUAGACCUGUUGUCCAACAUUGCGCUGGGUUGUCCAGACCUGACAGGGGAGUGUAUGAAGAGGCUGAGCUCACUAGUGGAGGAACUGGCUAGUGUGAGGGAAAAGGUUUUGGUGCCAGCAAUAUUGGCAGCACUACGAUCAGCUGAUAUGCAGGUGCGCCACAACGCCCUCACUGUACUGCAAGCUCUGACACAGAAGUUGGCUCUACCUUCUUAUCACAAGCUAGUGCACCACCUGGCCGAGCAUAAGGAAGAGAUGAGUCUUGAUGGCGAGCAAGUAAACGUAGCUCUUUAUCUCUGCUUGUCGCCCGACCCCUCCGUGCAGUCUCUACUCAGCAAGUCAGACAGACAGGCCUUGGUCCAGUCUCUAGAUACGUUGAUGAACAUUAUUGAGGACCCGAACACCCCGGCAUACAUAGUGGCGCAACUGCUCAGCGUCCUCGACCAAGUCAACUCACAGAGUUUGCUGGAGAAGAUGAUCCCACUGGCCAUGCAGACGCUUCAGUGUGAGGAGAGGUCGGCUGUGCAGGUGUGUGUGUUGAAGGCUGUGAUUGGUCGGUUCAACUCCACCUCCGCCUCAGCACUGGAGAGUGAGGUCACCUGGACCUUUGUGGCGACUUGUCUGUCUGACCACAAGCCUCUGGCUCACGACGGAGCCAUAGCUGCUGUGUUGAUGCUGCAACAGAUUGACAAGGAGUUGUUUGCGUCCCUCAAGAAGGAGCAGCAGCAACGGUUGGUAGCACUGAUUGUGAGCUGUGUGACAGAGACGGAGGCCAGCGAUGUCACCAGUGCUGCUGCCUCAUGCUUCAAGAGAAUAGUCCUUGAUGCCAACAUUGUUGCCAAUCUGCUGGAGCAAAUGAGAGACGUGACUGUCGAAACACCUGCUGAUACUACAAAGAAAAGAGGUUGGGCUGUCAAAAGACCUCCACCUUUGGAACUACUGACAACCACUGCUUGGAAGCAGGGUCUUUGCUUGUUAGAGUUCAUACAGAACAAAAAGAAACUGGAGAAUGUUCAAGUAUUACUACCUCGACUGUUUGAAAUUUUAAAUCGAUGUCUACAGUUUGAGGAGCAGUCACCAGUAGAGUACACCAAGCAGGUGUUGCUCACAGCACUACUACACUGCUGUACCAAGCUGUCGCCAGAUGGCUCACCAGUAGUAGAUGUACCAGAGACUAGUCUACAAGUAGAGUCAGUGGUAGAGUGUGUAAGGUUGUCGUCUAACCCUCAGACUCAUCACCAUGCGUUGUUACUGCUAGCACACAUGGCCAGCAUGAUUCCUGAACGAGUUCUUCAUUCAAUCAUGCCAAUCUUCACUUUCAUGGGAUCAUCAGUUUUAAGACAAGAUGACGCCUACAGUUUCCAGAUUAUAUCCAAAAUAGUAGAAACGAUUGUGCCGAUAUUAAUGAUGGAUAAAGUAUUAGACAAAGAGAGACCUAAUCUAUCGGACCAAGGUGACUUGACGCCAGAGAUUGUCGGAGUGUUGCAAGUGUUUGCUGGCGCUCUAUUGGAUGUCCCUGAGCACAGACGAGUGCCCCUGUACACCAAACUGCUCAUCACUUUGCGCCAGGAUCGAGUGCUCUGGGCUUUCCUAGCUUUAGUGUUUGAGUGCCACGUUCUACAUCCUGAUAACAGUGCUGGCAAGGAGCCAGGGUCUAUACCCAAGAGACUGGAGGCCUGUCUACAACUCUGUCACCAGUUUUCCCCAGCCACUGUGUUGUCAGCCGGCUGCCACAUCAUGAGCUACUUGUGUCAGCUGCCAACGCAGAAAGGGGACAAGAAGGCCCAAGCGUUCAAGAAGAGCAAUGUAGGAGCAUUGUUUGAUGUCGAGCGAGUGACUGACAAGCAGUUGCGCCACUACACCUACACUGGGCUGACAUUCCUGUCACUGCUGCUGUCUUCUAAACAGUUUCUCCGAAUGGUUGCAACUCUAACCCUUGAAGGGAUCCAAGAUUUGAAAAACGUAUUCCAGCUGAUGUUUGAAGGUAUAUUGACCUUCACACAGAGCGUUUCCAAACAAGUAGACAGCUCUGCCAGCCAACCGACCGCCAAGUACUGGAAGUCCAUGUUCAAUAUCUGCUUUGAUGUACUGACUAAGACCAAUGCGUUGCUGCCAGGAGAUAUGUUCCUGUCCGUAGUGGCCAGCCUGGUCACUCAUGAACUGAUCACUCUGAGAGUCAAGGCUCUGGAACUGCUCAAUUGGAGGUUGCAGCAGGCUCAGCCCAUGGAGCCUCCGCAACUGCUGACUCUGCUGCCUUGUCUGCUGAGGCUGGCCAAGAGUGAGGACACUCAGCACGAGGCAGUGCUGAUGCGACAGACCGCGCUGCUCUCCGUCAAGUUCCUUGCUAGACAACUCGCUGCGGAUCACCCUGAUGAGUUCCAGCCGGUGUUCAAGGUGGCAGUGAAGCUAGUGAAGCGCCGCAGUGUAGGUGACCCAGUGCUGGCGUCAGCUGUGUUGUGUGCAGGAGAGUUGUGUCACACUAUGGGAGCUCAUGCCAUCGCUCACCUUCCCUCACUGAUGCCUCCACUACUGGCCGUGGUGGGGAGUGACGUACUAGUCACAAGUGGAGACCUGUUGCUGCUGAGUGUGGUGUCUGCUCUCAACAAGAUUGUGGACAGUCUGGCAUGUUUCCUCAGCCCAUACCUCAGUCAGCUGUUGGAACAGCUGUGUGUCCUGUCAGCUGAGUGUUCUAAACACAGUGACAAUCCUAAACUGCAACCUGUGCUGCAGAAAAUCAAAACCAUCAGGCAGAAGAUCUCGUCAGAAGUGCCACUCAGAGCCUUGCUACCAGCUGUGACGGAGAGCUACACUCAACUGACAGUGUCCUCUCGCACUCUCGCGGUGGCUCCCCUGCUGUCUCUGCUGGCCGACAGUUUCAAGAGCGGCCAAGACCUGUCUCCAGAACUGUCCUCAUUCUUCCUCUCCGCCCUCGACUUUCGCAGCCAAGCCGCGUCUGAAGAUGUGGAGCUGGUAGAGCCAGCUGUCAUCAAAGCAAUAAUUGCUCUGGUCUUUAAACUCUCCGAAUCUGCCUUCCGUCCAUUUUACUACAAGAUUUUCAACUGGGCUAUUCAAACGGAGGGGCACAGGGAUCGGUCCAUUACAUUUUAUAAGCUGACAUGCAGUAUUGCCGAGUCUUUGAAGGGUUUGUUUGUCUCAUUCGCCCACUACUUCCUUAAGAACGCUGCUUCCCUAUUGGACGAGAACAACGUGGCCAAGCAGGCCUUGACGUGGGAGGAGACUAAAGCCUCCGAGUUGUUGGACACAGUGCUGCGAGCUUUACACACAGUGUUCCUGCAUGAUGCUAGUCACUUCAUCAACAAGGAGAGGUUUGACACUCUCAUGCAGCCUAUUGUUGACCAGUUGGAGAAUCAGCUGGGAGGAGAUGAUCAGAUGCAAGAUAGAUCAACAGAACUGGUGAUUCCUUGUCUCACACAGAUGGCUGUGAGUGCAGCAGACGACACUUUGUGGAAGCAGCUCAAUUACCAGAUACUGCUGAAGACAAGGCAUAACCUAUCAUUGGUUCGAAUCGGAGGUGUCCUGGCAGUUUGUGAGAUUGCUAAAAAGCUAGGAGAAGAGUUCUUGCCAUUACUUCCUGAGACAGUUCCAUUCUUGGCAGAACUAUUGGAAGAUGAGGACGAAAAUGUGGAGAAAACUUGCAGAAGAGUUGUCCAAGAGUUGGAAGCAGCUCUCGGAGAACCAAUCAGCAAAUAUUUUUAACUUAUAUUUGUUUUAAAGUGUAUAUAUCAGUAAAGUUUUUAUAA